AUGACACUCCAACAGAACACACCAUAUGUGGAUCAUCGGCAUAAUGCUUUUAUCACAGAAGAGGGAAAAGAGGCUGCCGAGGAGCCCGCAGGCUACGAGAUCGACCGUAAAUACAGCAGCUCAGAAAUCAGUAAUGAGCGCGUAGGGGCAUUCGACCCCAGACAAGAAGAGACACUUCGCAGAAUCGCUACACAGACAAGGCAAUCAUUUGUGACACAACGUAGUCAAAGUCACAGCGCAGCAGAUGGCGGGGACUUGGAAAAGAAGGGAACUAUUGAUGGUCUUGAUUUCGAUAACGAAGUAUUUGACCCGAAAAGCGAAAAAUUUGAUCUCUACAAAUGGACAAAGAAGGUUCUGCAACUCAUGAAUGCAGAAGAUCUCAAGCUCAAGCGUGCAGGCAUUGUCUUCAAGAACCUCAACGUGAGCGGCUCUGGGGCGGCGCUCAACUUGCAGAAAAAUGUGGGCAGCAUGUUUAUGGCGCCUCUGAGACCCGAGACCUACAGCCUCAAGAAGACGCCACGCCACAUUUUGCACAAUUUCGAUGGCAUUAUGAAGAGCGGAGAGCUUCUUAUCGUGCUUGGACGACCGGGCUCUGGUUGCAGUACCCUGCUCAAAUCUAUGACAGGACAAUUACAUGGCCUGCAUCUCGAUGAUGGAUCGGAUAUUACAUACAACGGCAUUCCUCAAAAGCAGAUGAUCAAGGAGUUCAAGGGAGAACUCAUCUACAACCAGGAGGUUGACAAGCACUUCCCACAUCUCACAGUCGGGGAGACCUUGGAGCACGCCGCGGCGCUCCGUAUGCCCCAAGCUCGACCGCUCGGGCAAUCACGAAAGGACGCUGUUAAGCACCUGACGCAAGUCAUCAUGGCGGUGUUCGGUCUUUCCCAUACCUACAAUACCAAGGUCGGGAACGAUUACGUGCGAGGUGUAUCAGGAGGAGAGCGCAAGCGUGUGUCCAUUGCAGAAAUGGCUCUCGCACGCGCAGCCUUCGCGGCCUGGGAUAACUCGACACGUGGUCUUGACUCAGCUACGGCGUUGACGUUCGUCAAGUCAAUGAGACUUGCUGCUGAUAUGGAAGGCUCUGCUCAUGCAGUUGCCAUCUAUCAAGCCAGUCAAGCGAUCUAUGACUUGUUCGAUAAGGCUAUCGUGCUGUACGAAGGCCGUGAGAUCUUCUUCGGCAAGGCGUCCAAAGCCAAGGAGUACUUCGAGCGUAUGGGCUGGUAUUGUCCGUCUCGACAGACAACGGGCGACUUCCUCACCUCGAUUACCAAUCCUGCCGAGAGAAAAUCGCGGGAUGGCUUUGAUGGCAAGAUCCCACGCACCCCCGACGACUUCGUGAAGUACUGGGAAAACAGUCCAGAAUACAAGGAACUGCAUCAAGAGAUUGAGGAGCACGCGUCUAGUCUGGCCAGCUCAGAUGGAGAGCUUCAAGAAUUCCGCGACUACAAGAAUCAAUCACAAGCAAAACACACACGUCCCAAGUCGCCAUACGUCGUCAGUGUCUUCAUGCAAAUCAAGCUCAAUGCCAGACGACAAGCCCAGCGAAUCUGGAACGACAAGUCCUCCACAUUUACUCCUAUUAUCUCGAACAUCAUCAUGGCUCUGAUCAUUGGGUCCGUCUACUACGGCACGCCAAAUGCUACUGUGGGCUUCACCGCGAAAGGUGCUACGCUCUUCUUUGCUGUCCUUCUCAAUGCUCUCACUGCCAUUUCGGAAAUCAACAGCCUUUACGAGCAACGACCCAUGGUUGAGAAACACAAGUCCUAUGCCUUCUAUCAUCCUGCAACCGAAGCGAUAGCAGGUAUAGUUCUUGAUAUACCGCUGAAGUUCAUCUUCGCGGUAUGUUUCAAUGUCACCUUGUACUUCCUCGCAGGACUUCGACGCGAACCCGGACCAUUCUUCCUUUUCUUCCUCAUCAACUUCAUCACAAUGUUCACCAUGGCGGCUGCUUUCCGAACCAUGGCGGCUCUUACAAAGACGGUCUCUCAGGCUAUGGCUUUCUCUGGUGUCCUCAUUCUCGCCAUCGUCGUGUACACGGGUUUCGUCGUCCCCAUUCCUUAUAUGCACGACUGGUUCGGCUGGAUACGAUGGAUCAAUCCGGUCUUCUACGCGUUCGAGAUCCUCAUCGCAAACGAGUUUCAUGGACGAAACUUUGCAUGCUCCGCAUGGGUCCCUAUGUACCCUAAUCUGAGUGGCAAUACAUUCAUCUGUGCCACGACCGGCGCCGUGGAAGGCCAGGCCUUCGUCAACGGAGAUGCUUACAUCAAUGAGACGUACAGAUACUCAUAUUCGCACGUCUGGAGAAACUUCGGCAUUCUGCUUGGGUUCCUCAUCGCAUUGAUGCUGCUGUACUUCAUUACGGUCGAACUCAACUCCGAGACGACUUCGACUGCUGAAGUUCUGGUCUUCAGACGCGGACAUGUCCCCGACUACAUGGAGGGCAUGGCAAAGGGCAAGGCCAAUGAUGAAGAGCAGCAGGCGCCUGAAAAGGUUGCCAGCCAGAACGAAGAGGGUGCUGGCGACGUCAACGUGAUCCCGCCUCAGACGGAUAUUUUCACGUGGAAAAAUGUUUCUUAUGACGUUGAAAUCAAGGACGAAACACGACGACUUCUGGACGACGUUUCUGGUUUCGUGAAGCCUGGAACAUUGACGGCGCUCAUGGGUACUUCUGGAGCCGGAAAGACUACUUUGCUUGAUGUGCUCGCCCAACGCACUACAAUGGGCGUCAUCACAGGUGAUAUGUUUGUCAACGGGGCACCUCUCGAUUCGUCCUUUCAACGGAAGACUGGGUACGUCCAGCAGCAAGAUCUCCAUCUCGAUACCGCUACUGUUCGUGAAUCGCUUCGGUUCUCUGCUAUGCUUCGUCAACCAAAGAGUGUUAGUAAACAGGAGAAGUAUGAAUAUGUGGAAGAUGUGAUCAAGAUGCUUAACAUGGAGGACUUCGCAGAGGCCGUUGUUGGUGUGCCCGGUGAAGGACUGAACGUGGAACAACGAAAGCUUCUCACUAUCGGAACUGAGCUUGCUGCGAAACCAAAGCUCCUGUUAUUCUUGGACGAGCCUACCUCUGGUCUCGACUCGCAGUCUUCUUGGGCUAUUUGCGCAUUCUUGCGUAAGCUUGCAGACAGCGGUCAGGCGGUACUCUGCACAAUACAUCAACCUUCUGCCAUUCUCUUCCAAGAGUUUGACCGGCUCUUGUUCCUACGCAAAGGUGGUAAGACAGUCUACUUUGGGAACAUCGGCAAGAACUCGAGAACACUCCUGGACUACUUCGAACGCAAUGGUGCACGCAAGUGUGGUGAUGACGAGAAUCCAGCCGAGUACAUGCUUGAAAUUGUUGGAGACUUCAGCACCGACUGGUUCCAGAUCUGGAAAGACAGCAAUGAGGCCAAAGGAGUACAAGAGGAAAUUGAGCAGAUGCACCAAGAGCGCAAAGGAGCCCAAGAUCCGGACGAAGAUGCAUCUGCUCACAAGGAGUUCGCUAUGCCGUUUACGACUCAGCUCUACGAGGUCACGUACCGUGUCUUCCAGCAGUACUGGAGGAUGCCCGCUUACAUCGCAGCCAAGUUCAUGCUCAGUGCUGCUUCUGGUCUCUUCAUUGGGUUUUCAUUUUAUCAAGCCGAUGGUACACUUCAAGGCAUGCAGAACGUCAUCUACGGUCUAUUCAUGGUCACCACCAUCUUCUCGACCCUGGUGCAGCAGAUCAUGCCUCUAUUCGUCACCCAGCGAUCUCUUUACGAGGUUCGCGAACGGCCCAGCAAAUCCUACUCCUGGGUGGCCUUCCUCAUUGCCAAUAUUGUUGUCGAGGUUCCAUACCAAAUCCUCUCUGGCCUCGUCGUGUACGCAUGUUUCUACUACCCCAUCGUGGGCGUUCAAGCCUCCGAACGGCAAGGCCUGGUUCUCUUGCUCUGCGUCGUCCUCUUCGUCUACGCGGGCACAUUCGCACACAUGUGUAUUGCCGCUCUACCGGACGCACAAACUGCCGGAGCCAUCGUCACAUUCCUCUUCGCCAUGUCACUCAUUUUCAACGGUGUCAUGCAGCCUCCCCAGGCGCUCCCCGGGUUCUGGAUCUUCAUGUACCGUGUCUCUUUCUUCACGUAUUGGGUUGCGGGUAUGGCAGCUGCAAUGCUGCACUCCAGACAAGUGACCUGUUCUGACGUGGAAUUGAGUGUCUUCCAACCACCUGCGGGACAGACUUGCGGCCAAUGGAUGGAAUCAUACCUCACCACAGCACCGGGGACUCUCACGAACCCUGAUGCCACUGCCGAUUGCGCCUACUGCCAAACCAGCGUCGCAGACACUUUCCUCGCAGGAUCCAACAUCUAUUGGAGCCAACGCUGGAGAAACUUCGGUUUCCUGUUCGCAUACAUCGUGUUCAACAUUGCGGUCGCCGUAUUAGUGUACUGGUUCUUCCGCGUCCGAACCAGCAGCAAAAAGACCAAGACAUCGAAGAAGUCCAAGAAGAAUUCCAAGGGAGCACAGUCGGGACAAAACAGCGAAACCAAACCUCAGGGCCCACCGAAUGAAAUGGAGCCUACCGAAUCCCAUGAAGAUGACGACCAGGCGAAUGCGCGCAGUCCCGGGGCGAAUCAGGCACGAAGAAGGAGUAUAAUCCGAUCGCCGACGAUGACGGGCGUGGCGGGUGAUUAUUUGACGGCGAAUUUACAAAGGGUGCAUACGAAUAAGAGGAAUGCUCAGAUUAUAUAA
Molecule: messenger RNA, 4704 nt
Organism: Sphaerulina musiva SO2202
Lineage: Eukaryota; Fungi; Ascomycota; Dothideomycetes; Mycosphaerellales; Mycosphaerellaceae
Product: ATP-binding cassette transporter ABC1
Exons: 5
Coding region: 1-4704 (1567 amino acids)
Biological process (GO): transmembrane transport
Cellular component (GO): membrane
Molecular function (GO): ABC-type transporter activity; ATP hydrolysis activity; ATP binding
Source: RefSeq, a predicted model, not a curated record